AUGCCUCCGCAGCAUGCCCAGCAAUUGUGCGCCUUUGCUCGACAUCGAGGUGCCCACCUUAUGUACAGAGUUGUGCGGGAUACACUGUCGCAGUCGAGCCGAAUGAUCACAGAGGGAAGUGUUGAAAGCAUGAGGGACCUCGGGGAAGACAGCGUUGAUGUGGCGCCCAUCAGUUGUUGGCCUGAUCACCAUUCAAAAUCAGCUGAUGGACUCGAUUCUACAACUCCUGUGCUUCGUCGCCUGAGGAGUGACAUCAAGGGAAGGAGCAAUGAGAGAAGCAUCAGGAUCAUCAGAAGAGCAGCGUCCGCACCCAGAUCCUUACAUGCUAGCAAUGCGGUUUCGAGCAUCGAGAGCCUACCCUUGGCGUCGAGCCUGCAAGCGGAUGCCAAGGCUCUGCCAGACAUGGCUCACAAACGCCUCAGUACCCAGGUGUUGACAUAUGCGUAUCAAACUGCAGCGAAGCAAUUGCUUGCUGCAGAAGCGGCAGUACGUGCAAGCAAGAGCAUGCAAGGAUUUGGCAAGAACCUGGAUCACUCGUCUCCAGGCACGGAGAUCUACCAGACAACUUGUUCGAUCUGCCUGGAAGAUGCCGCAUGUGUCCGAAGUGCGGACGAGCUCUGCGUUGACAGAGGCUGUCAGGGAUGGUUCUGCAGACAUUGCCUUGGGCUCUACUUUGAGACGAUCAUUCGAGAGACGCCCUUUGCCGUACCAACUCUGCGCUGUCCAAGCUGUAAGGGCUUCGUGCCACCGUCUUGCUGGCAAGCACGCGUGAAAGAGGAGACUGUCGCAAAGUGGCAAAGCAAUGCCGAGAACCUCUUGUCCUUACGAUGUGGAAGUUGUGAUGAGCCUGGAUCGUUGCUCUUUCCCGGCCCCGAAUCCAGCGAGUCACGUGAGUGCUUGGUGAGAACGGCUUUUGGUACGCAGGAGCCAGAAGCAGCAGCAGAACUUGAACAGAAGUGGCAUGAGUUCGAAAGGGGACAGCAAAGCGCAGCGACUCUAUUCGAGGUUCUGCUAGGCAUGUGGCAUCCUGAGUAUAGCCACGACACAGCCGAUGGGGGAAAGGCACCCGAUGACUUCUGGGUCCACUUUUCGGCUGCCGCAAAGUUGAUUGAGGACGCCGGCCUUCGAGCUGUCUUGCAGUUGGCCGUGCUCAAGGUAUUUCCAAAGACGGAAACUCGCUGCUGCCACGAGCCACACUGCUUCAGAUGUAGGAUCGCCACUCACCACGAAGACAUGAGCUGCGAGGAAGUGCAGCAGCAGAUGUCGGAUGAUUUGGAAGAUGGAGUACAGUUCUGUCCAAGCUGCGGGGUUGCUACGAUGAAGACCGAGGGAUGCAAUCACAUGAUCUGCCUUUGUGGGGAGGACUGGACAUGGGAAGGACCCGAAGACGAGUAG
Messenger RNA from Symbiodinium natans, 1395 nucleotides. The record is from the annotation of a GenBank genome assembly. NCBI's taxonomy places the organism in Eukaryota, Dinophyceae, Suessiales, Symbiodiniaceae.